AUGUGCGAUGAAAUCGUCCCGAGGAGCCAAACCGGCGGCAUUCCCUACGCCGACGAAGAUGCGGAUGUCGCUUCAUGGCUUACGGGGUUGACGAACGCGGAGGCGUAUUCACGAGACGUGCAGAGCUUCACGACCUUCCGUGCUUCCGGUCCGUCGGGGAUCGCAAGGCGGGAAUUGCCCGGCGCGAUGUCGGAGUCGCCUAAGCAGCGUCACACGAGGCAAUCGUCGUCCGUCCUCCCGAAGAGGCACGAGGGGGCAAGAAUCGAGGUCGAGAGCGCGCUGCAGCGCUACGAGAACGCGCUGCUGAAGUACCAGAAACCGAAGCUACGGCCCAAACGACAGAUCAGUCGAGAGCGCCAGCAGCAGAGCAACAACUGUUCGAGCAGCGACGAGAGCGUCGCGAGGAACAAAUCGAAGAGCACCAGUUCGAUCGACACUCAGUCAGUGAACAACAUCUUGGACGAGUACGAGGAUCUAGAUUACCGUCGUUCGUCGGAGCUGAGCGACGUCGGUAGCAUCAGCGUGACGAACUUCGAGGCGGUGAUGAUGGAUCAGCAAAAGCGACAGAGCAAGUCGACGAAGAUUCAGCCGGUGCUGAAGGUGAACCAACAGACCCAGGUGAGACAACGGUCACGGGACAGGCAGGAGACGACGGUCGAGAGCGGUCGCACGAAGAUGCCCGAGAUUCUGCUGCGCAAGGGCGAGGUACAGAAGCGAGUGGACGAGUGGCUGAACCAAGCGCAGAGUCAAAACUUCCCGGCGACUCGCGAGAAGCCGCUGACGCGGUCCAACAGCAGCGCCGAGCAGAAGAGCCAGCGCAGGUACCACUCCAGGUCGAACGACGAGGCGAAGGAGCGGCUGAACGGCGGCGCCUCGUCGAGCUACGACGACCUGAGCCGCGUGGAUCGCAAGGCGGACAAGGUGAACAAGAUCGUCUACAAGGAGUACUUAGCCGUGAAGAACAGGCACGGGGGUUCCGGCCCAGCUUCGAGGAUCCCGCAGAGACGCGCCGAGGAGACGCUCGAAGAGCGGAAUGGCCGGUCGAGCAGGAUGACGAAUUUGGCGAGGGGCGAUCGCCUCGCUACCGUCGCGUCGAUUAUUCCCUGCAGGAGGCCGUCGUUGAAGCGCUCCGAUCAGAGCGCAGCGCGGCGCGUUAAGGAGGAGACGGCGAAGGGCGACCAAGGCGAGCCGAUCUCACCAAAUAAGGACGGAGAAAGUAGGCGGCCCGCCGAUAAAGCGGUCGAGGCGGUCCGCUGUAAAUCGACGGAAGCGCCGAGGUGCGCCGAGCAUCCUCGAGACUCGACGGAGAGCUCGCGACGCCGGCUUCAGACGGCCGACGUCCGCAGAGAGGCGAAAAUCGAUCGGCGGGAGAUCUACGGCGCGGUGGGUGCUCGAGUGCGGGCUUUUCAGGCGGAGCAGAGCCGAACGUCGAGCUUCAAGCCGAACGACCGAGCCUACACCUCGGCGAGUCUGAACGAACGGAAUGUCGCAAGGUCUAAGGCGCGCGGUUACGCCAGCCCGGACCACGUCGAGAGGAUCUAUGAGCGCGCUCUGCAGCCGCAGGUGAUCCACGCGGACGACCUCGAGUCGGUGCUCCGGCCGGCGCUGCAGAUGUCGGCUUACGGCGAGAAAGCCAGGGAAGGCCGGCAGUCGCCCGUGAAGGCGCUCGAGAGCGAGCUGUUCGAGUCGCGGCAUCCCGAGCAUCUCGAGACCAUCGAAGAGGAUGAUCGGAAAAGCGAAAGUUCGGCCUGCAGGUAUCCCGAGAUCGGGCUCAAGCAGUGUCUGAAAGUGCAGCAGAACGGCAGGAUCAAGUGGGACCGACAGCAGGUUGACGAACCUGCCAGGACUUUCGCCACCUUUCGCCAGGGUGGCGCGCCGUCCCGAUCUUCGGAGAUGAUCGAGGAAGUCGGAAGCAAGCCGACGAUGGACCGGCUGACGAUCCAUUCGCGAGAGAAUAGCGAUCUGUCCACCGUCCUCGCGAUUCCUUUGGACGAGUUGUUGGAAAGUCAAGAGGACUCGAACAGGUUUCAGAUUGGCGAGAAGGAUCGAACGAUCGAAGAGCUCGCGAAGGAUGUGGACCGCGGUGCGGUGGUUAGCGAGGUUCUUGUUAAGAAUCUGCAAUUCCAGCAGGAUCUGCCGGGGGACUCGGCUGAGCAACCGGAUCUGCAGCAAGUGAGUUCUCACGAUGUGUUGUGCGACGAUUAUGAAAAUGACGGCAAACGGAAGGAUAGGAAGAUGUGCUUGACGAAGGAGCAAACGGAUCAUCAGAGAUUAAUAGCUGUGCUGAAGAAAGGCGACUUCGAGAUGCUGAAAGUGGUGAGUGCUCUGCGAUAUUUUUCAUUCCCCAGUCGAGAUUCCACAUCGAGUCUUCGAAGGUAA
Dinoponera quadriceps is the source of this 2379-nucleotide messenger RNA. RefSeq lists its product as uncharacterized. Bases 1 to 2379 code for a protein of 792 amino acids. Lineage: Eukaryota; Metazoa; Arthropoda; Insecta; Hymenoptera; Formicidae. The record is from RefSeq and is a predicted model, not a curated record. The transcript has a single exon.